Malania oleifera is the source of this 924-nucleotide messenger RNA. Its product is annotated as aquaporin NIP6-1. The record is from RefSeq and is a predicted model, not a curated record. Bases 1 to 924 code for a protein of 307 amino acids. The transcript is spliced from 5 exons. Gene Ontology annotation, cellular component: membrane. Gene Ontology annotation, biological process: transmembrane transport. Gene Ontology annotation, molecular function: channel activity. Lineage: Eukaryota; Viridiplantae; Streptophyta; Magnoliopsida; Santalales; Ximeniaceae.
AUGGACUUCACUGAAGAUGUUAAUUCGGCUCCCUCGACACCUGCAACCCCAGGCACACCCGGGGCUCCUCUCUUUGGCAGCUUCAAGACAGAGAGAAAUGGGAGUUAUAGAAGAUCGCUUCUUAAGAGCUGCAAAUGUUUCAGUGUCCCAGCAUGGUCUGGGGAAGAAGAGAGUUUGCCAAGUGUCUCCUGCUCAUUGUCACCUCCUUCCAACUCUCUAGCAAGAAAGGUGGGAGCCGAGUUCAUAGGUACCCUCAUACUCAUCUUUGCAGGAACAGCCACGGCCAUUGUGAACCAAAAGACAAAUGGCUCUGAAACACUUAUUGGCCUUGCCGCCUCCAAUGGCCUCGCUGUUAUGAUCAUCAUCCUCUCGACGGGCCACAUCUCAGGAGCCCAUCUCAAUCCAUCAGUCACCAUUGCCUUUGCUGCCUUGAGGCACUUUCCAUGGAAACAUGUGCCUGUGUACGUUGCAACACAAGUUAUGGCAUCAUUGUGUGCUGCAUUUGCUCUCAAGUGGGUUUUCCACCCUGCAAUGGGUGGGGGAGUCACUGUUCCUUCUGGAAACUAUGGUCAAGCUUUCGCUUUGGAGUUUAUCAUCAGCUUCAUCCUAAUGUUUGUUGUCACAGCAGUAGCCACCGACACAAGAGCUGUUGGAGAGCUGGCAGCAAUUGCCGUGGGAGCUACUGUCAUGCUCAACAUACUCAUAGCCGGGGAAACCACAGGAGCUUCCAUGAAUCCGGUGAGAACCCUGGGGCCAGCCAUAGCUGCAAACAACUUCAGAGCUGUAUGGGUGUACCUGACUGCUCCUGUCCUCGGAACGUUGUCUGGAGCAGCUGUCUAUUCUGCCGUUAAGCUGCCAGAAGAAAGUAACAGAAACCAUGACAAGCCUUCAUCAAAUACAGAAAGUCAGACUGCAGUGGAUUGA